Messenger RNA from Cyphomyrmex costatus, 719 nucleotides. It is a transcript of the gene ND-B16.6, whose product is annotated as NADH dehydrogenase (ubiquinone) B16.6 subunit. Lineage: Eukaryota; Metazoa; Arthropoda; Insecta; Hymenoptera; Formicidae. The coding region runs from base 15 to 581 and encodes 188 amino acids. The transcript has 3 exons. Gene Ontology annotation, cellular component: respiratory chain complex I. The record is from RefSeq and is a predicted model, not a curated record.
GAUAUUUUAGCUGUAUGAUACCUAGUCGCUUUGCCGUCUUGAACUCGCGCCUACUCUCGCCCACUGAGGCACUGAAUAAUGUUCUAGUUCAAACAUUAUCGCUGAGAGAGACGAACAAGAUGAAUGCAACAGUAAACGGUAAAAGACUGCAGGAUCUUCCACCAAAAGGAGGUUAUGGUCCCAUACAAACAGAAAGGGUAAAAUUACGCAGUAUUUUCGGCGUUAAAAGCACAAUCGCGCUAUUUCUAGCCACCACAAUUAGCGGAAUGUAUGCCUACUAUCUGAAUUUUAAACUAAUUAGGCGUCACGAGAUUGAGAUGAGGAGUGCACGUUGGGCUAUAUUUCCAGCAUUGCUAGCAGAACGAGAUAGAGCUGUCUUGAAACAAAUGAGACGUAGUCGCAAUAUCGAGGCAGAAUUGAUGAAGAAUGUCGAAGGAUGGGAAGUGGGAACAUACUAUGGAGAACCAAUAUUCUAUCUGGAUGAUCCAAAUCAAUUUAGAGAUCCAACUUUCUUAGAACAUUUUGCGCAUUCUGAUCCAAAAGUGUACAGAGAACGAGCCGAGCGCCAUUUAUUUACGUAAGAGUACACUUGGUAUUCAGAUUCUGAUCAGCUAUGUAUCUGGUAAUGCGACAAAAUAGGAAAAUAGGGUGUUAAUAACGAGUGUAAUUAUUGUGUCAUAAUUAUGAAUAACAUUUUGGAACUAUAGGUUACAAUAAAG